Trematosphaeria pertusa is the source of this 1675-nucleotide messenger RNA. RefSeq lists its product as uncharacterized. The coding region runs from base 263 to 1531 and encodes 422 amino acids. The record is from RefSeq and is a predicted model, not a curated record. Lineage: Eukaryota; Fungi; Ascomycota; Dothideomycetes; Pleosporales; Trematosphaeriaceae. The transcript has a single exon.
GCCUUCAGAGACCAUCAAAUCGAAUUUUUUGUGAUGUUGUGAAUUACUUCUUUUGAUGGAGUGGUGUCGCCAGCCUCUCGCAUGUGACACAUCUCCCCGCUAUGCCUAUCCCGCACUGGCGCUCCCGUCCCCAGAGUCCGUGCGCGCAUCUGAAAGUUCGACGGACCUCGGGCAUCGAGACUAUCUCACCACCCCGUCCUCUGCCUCAUCCUCUUAAGCUCACCUGCCCUCACUCCCCGAGGGCAACUCCACCAUAACCGCAAUGGAUUCUCCACGCUCCUCCUCCCGCUCGGGGCGUCGUUCCUACCCAAACCUUCCCAAUCUCUCGCUAGCCCCGCUCAGCUCCAAAUACCCCCUCGAUGCCUCGACACCGCCUUCCCCGUCCGAAGACCACGCUCGCACCCCGCGCACCUCAUACAUCGCUCAGAAGUCUGCACCCACCACUCCUGGAAUAUUGAGCCUGAGCCAGAGCCGCAGUAGCUCGCGCAAUGGUAGACGUCAUAACAAGGGCUACGCGUAUGAAGGCUACUUCCUCAACCCCGAUGUCCCUUUGAGGGACGCCGGCGAGAUACCGAAGGCAAAGAGCACCAAUACCCUGCUGCCCGGUGUGAGUUUCGCGGAUGAAACACCGGGCAGGCAUCACAGGCGGAAGGGCACUGCGCCUUUGCCAGUCCACACGCCUCUUGUUCGACAUCAUACGAGCGAGACGACAGACGAAUGGUUCCACCGAGCUGGACUGGCAAUUGCCGGCGAGACACGGGAUUCCAAGGGACAGGGCUGGCUUGUGAGGAGAGAGAGUUCCACCAGCUUGGUCAACCAGAUGGAUGAGUUUGAGGAGCAUCCUUCUCAUGAUAAACGGCACAUGGCGUUGCUGUCGGGCGAACACCUAGCUGAUGCCGAGUACAACAUGUUCACUCCGCGUUAUUCGAGACCCGGCAGCCGGGUUAAUAGCCGCGUCGGAAGCCGUGUAGCGAGCGCGCGCAACAGCCGGAGAGGCUCAAGAGUAGGAAGCAAAAUUGAUUUGAUGAUGUCCGCGGGGCCCAAACCCCCUAGCAGCCGACAUAGCUUGGAGACGGACGAUAGCGUGUUCGAAGAAACACCCGUCGAGCCAGAUUUUGUAGAAGGCGAUGGAGAGAGCGACGGCGACGAAGAGGAAAUCGCGCGAUUGGCACGAGAACGAGGUUUCGGCCUUGGUGGUUGGAUGGACAGACUAAUUGGUUGGACUCUGUUCAGCGUCGACGAAGACGGCGAGGAUUCCUCAUCAGAAGAUGAGGAUGAGGACGAUGCACCCCGGCCUGAGAACAUGACCAAGGAAGAGCUGAAGCUGCGCCGAGAAGUCGAGGCGAAGAGGAGGAAGCUGGAGCGUGAAGCCAUUAUCGCAGCGUCGGCUGUGCAUUCGCAUGACAAGAAGGCCACCGAUACGGAGGAGGAUGCUGCAUCUUCAGAUCCCAAACCUGCACCCGGUGAAGAAGGUGGAGGAUGGGCGGAUGCGGCAUGGCUGCUCGGCGUUGCGUCGAAGGUCUUGCUCUAAUUUGUAUCUUUUGCGCGGACACUGCCUGGUUACGUUUUACGCGAUAGAUCUAAAGCUAGAGUGCGCAUCUCAGCCUCGAUAACCUUCUUCGCGAUACAUAAUUGAAGCUAUUCAGCAUAGCUUAUCGAUCUUACAACAUCGCAG